Messenger RNA from Anastrepha obliqua, 678 nucleotides. RefSeq lists its product as uncharacterized. NCBI's taxonomy places the organism in Eukaryota, Metazoa, Arthropoda, Insecta, Diptera, Tephritidae. The transcript is spliced from 2 exons. Bases 1 to 678 code for a protein of 225 amino acids. The record is from RefSeq and is a predicted model, not a curated record.
AUGGAAAAUGUUGGAGUCAACAACCGGCGUCAUGUCGAAAGCCAUGACAAUCCCGCAAAUUUGGCAAGUCCAGGAUGUACACCCACGGAACUUUUGAAUUCCAAACCACGACGAUCGAAAUCAAACCACUCCACUCAUGUCACGGAAACAAAAAGAGAACGAGGAGUCGAAGCACAUCCCUUCACCACCCCUAGAGGACUACCCUCAUUACUGGCCAAGCAGACCCUUGUACCCACGGCACUCAUCCGCAUCAAACAAGCAGAAAAAUGGCAUAAAGUCAGAGCCCUCAUCAACCCGAUCCAAAAAAUAACCACCAUCGGCUCUGACUUAAUAAAAAAGCUGAGACUGCCGAUAACAUACCUAAACGAACAUCGGAUUUGCCAUCUCGAAAUCGGAUCACUAAUUGAUGAUCAAUUGCGGCUUGAAACCCAUGCUUUGAUAUCAAAGGAUUUACCCACACGACCCUAUGAGCAGGACAUAAGCGACGAGGUUCGAAAACGUUUCGAUCACUUAGUCCUAGCUGACCCAUUAUUCACGAAGGCAAGCAACGUAAUGCUCGAACUUGGAGCCGAAUUAUACCCAAAAAUUACAAAAUCCGGUAUAUUUCAUCCCGACAAUGGCACAGUGGUCGCCCAAAACACCACAUUAGGAUGGAUCUUAACCGGAAUUUUAAACUAG